Molecule: messenger RNA, 2442 nt
Organism: Corapipo altera (White-ruffed manakin)
Lineage: Eukaryota; Metazoa; Chordata; Aves; Passeriformes; Pipridae
Product: protocadherin alpha-2-like
Exons: 1
Biological process (GO): homophilic cell-cell adhesion
Cellular component (GO): plasma membrane
Molecular function (GO): calcium ion binding
Source: RefSeq, a predicted model, not a curated record
AUGGGCGAGUGUGUGUGGGGUGCGGUGUUGCGGGUGGUGGCGGUGCAGGCGGCGUGGGCGCUGUGCUCGGGGCAGGUGCGGUACUCGGUGCCGGAGGAAGCCAAGGCCGGGACGGUGGUGGGCCGUGUGGCGCAGGACCUGGGGCUGGAGGCGGGCGAGGCGGAGGCGCGGCGGCUGCGGCUGGUGUCUGCGGGCCGGCGGGCGAGCGUGGAGGUGAGCGGGGCGAGCGGGGCGCUGGUGGUGAGCUCGCGGCUGGACCGGGAGGAGCUGUGCGGCAAGAGCGCGCCGUGCGCGCUGCGGCUGGAGGUGCUGGUGGAGCGGCCGCUGCGCGUCUUCCACGUGGAGCUGGAGGUCGCCGACAUCAAUGACAAUGCUCCCAUCUUCCGUGUGAAUGAAGAAGCUCUUAACAUCCCGGAAUCGUCUGUGGCGGGAUCUCGUUUCCCACUGGAGGGCGCUUCGGAUGCAGAUAUCGGAGCGAACGCUCAGCUCUCCUACACACUCAGCCCCAGUGAGCACUUCAGUCUUGAUCAUCAGGGGAAUAAUGACGAGAGCGCCUCUUUGGGUCUUAUUUUAAAGAAACCUCUGGACCGGGAGACGAUGGCGGUGCACCGGUUGUUGCUGACGGCGAGUGACGGGGGCCGGCCAUCUCUGACGGGGACGAUGGAGCUGGUGAUCUCGGUGCUGGAUGCGAACGACAACGCGCCCCAGUUCAACCAGUCGGUGUAUAAAGUUAAAGUCUUAGAGGGUUCAGAGUUCGGGACUCUGUUAGUCACGCUGAAUGCCACGGAUCCAGAUGAAGGGAUCAAUAGUGAUAUUAUAUACUUAUUUGGUAGACAUGUCACUACAGAAGCUAAAGAAAUGUUCACUAUCGAUGAAAACAAAGGAGAAAUCAGACUUCAAGGCAAGUUAGACUAUGAAGAAAUGAAUAGUUACGAGAUCCCCGUAGAAGCAAGAGACAAAGGCUUCCCCCCGCUGUCGGGUCACUGCAAGGUGGUGCUGGAGGUGCUGGACGUGAACGACAACGCGCCGCAGGUGCGGGUGACGUCGCUGUCGGUGCCGGUGUCGGAGGACGCGCCGCUGGGGACGGUGGUGGCCCUGCUGAGCGUGUGGGACCGGGACUCGGGGGCGAACGGUGGUGUGCGGUGCUGGGUGUGGCCGUCGGGUCCGUUCGUUCUGGAGGCGACGUUGUCGGGGUCGUACUCGCUGGUGCUGCGGGAGGCGCUGGACCGGGAGCGGGUGUCGGAGUACGAGGUGGAGGUGCGUGCGGAGGACGGCGGUUCUCCGGCGCUGGGCGCCCGCGUGGGGCUGCGUGUGCCGGUGUCGGACGUGAACGACAACGCGCCGUCGUUCGCGCAGGCGGUGUACACGGUGCUGGCGCGGGAGAACAACUUGGCGGGCGCGGAGCUGGCGCGGCUGUGGGCGCGGGACCCGGACGAGGCGGGCAACGGGCGCGUGAGCUACUCGUUGUGGGAGGGCGCGUUGGGCGGGGGGUCGGGGUGGUGGUGGUCGGGGGCGUCGGUCUCGGUGGGGGAUGUUGCGGCGUCGAGCUACGUGUCGGUGGAGGCGGAGAGCGGUGUGUUGCGGGCGCUGCGGCCGCUGGACUACGAGGAGGUGCAGGUGCUGCAGUUCGAGGUGCGUGCGGUGGACGCGGGGGAGCCGGCGCUGUGCGGCAACGCGACGGUGCAGCUGUUCGUGCUGGACGAGAACGACAACGCGCCGGCGCUGCUGCCGGCGGCGGGCGGCGGGGCGGCGGCCGGGGCUUUGUCGGGGGAGGUGUCGUCGGCUGUGGAGGCGGGGACGCUGUGGGCGUGGGCGCGGUGGGGUUCUCCGUCGGGUCAGGUGGUGGCGAAGAUCCGCGCGGUGGACGCGGACUCGGGCUACAACGCGUGGCUGCGCUACGAGCUGUGGGAGCCGCGGGGCAAGAGCGCCUUGUUCCGCGUGGGGCUGUACAGCGGCGAGGUGAGCACGGCGCGGGCGCUGGAGGAGGCGGACGGGCCUUGGCAGAGGCUGGUGAUCGUGGUGCGGGACCACGGCGAGCCGGCGCGCUCGGCCACGGCGACGCUGAGCGUGUCGCUGGUGGAGGGCGGCGAGGCGGCGCUGGCGGCGGCGGCGGGCUCGUCGUCGCUGCUGCCGCGCUCGUUGGCGGGCGGCGAGAGCGGCUCUGGGCCGGCGUCGGCGUCGGCGGCGACGAACGUGUGGCUGGUGGUGGCGAUCUGCGGCGUGUCGAGCCUGUUCCUGCUGGCCCUGGUGCUGUACGGGGCGUCGCGCUGGGCGCCGCGGGCGGCCGUGCUGUCGGGGCCCGGGCCCACGACGCUGGUGUGCGCCAGCGAAGUGGGCAGCUGGUCGUACUCGCAGCGCCACAGCCGGAGCCUGUGCGUGGCGGACGGCGCGGCCAAGAGCGACCUGAUGGUUUUCAGCCCCAACUUCCCGCCGCCGCCCGGC